AUGGCGUCAACUCCAAAUGAGUCCGUCAACUACGACCAGGAUAAACGGGGCUGGGCCAUGGUGGCGGCUAUGUUCACCAGUGCGUUUGUCAUCAUGGGUAACCUAAAAGCGCUGGGCGUCCUCCUCAUUCCUAUCACCAACGACUUGGACAGCGAGCUGUGGCUGGUGGGCUGGAUCGCAAUCUGGUUCAACGCGGGCCAGGACUGCUUUGGGCCUCUUGUGGGAGCUCUUUGUCGCCUAGUGGGUAGCCGUCCCGUGAUGGUAUCUGGUGCACUGCUUCUUACGAUGGGCUUCAUCCUAACGUCUCUGUCACCCAACGUCCCACUUAUGAUCAUUUUCAUUGUCGCAUUUGCAGGUUUUGGUUCUGCAUUGGUUUGGUACAGUUGCUUUUCCGUAAUGGCCUCUUACUUCAAGGAGAAAUACCAACUAGCUGUUGGUAUAUCGAUGAUGGCUACUCCAAUUGGUCUGAUGGUUUACGGGCCCAUGACCCAAUUGCUUCUGGACACCUAUGGCUGGAGAGCAACUAUGCUCUUGCUGGGAGGUUUCUCGUUUCAUCUGGUGGCGUGUGGUCUGUUGGUGCGACGGGAUCCAUCUUCUUCUUUACCAGACACUGAACAGUACCAAGAGAUUUCGGUAAACGAUGAUGAAGAAAGCAAGGAAGAGCGGGGAGAUGGUAGAUACGAGAGCAUAACUGAAACCUCCGACGAUGAAGCGCGUGCAAAGUCAGACUUUCGUAACAGCGGGGUAGAGAAGUGUUAUCAGGGCUUUACGGCAGCACUGGAUUUCGCAGUGCUGACCAAUGUGAGGUUCAUCUUGCAGACCGCCGCUCAUUUCACAUUCAGUUUCUCCUACGGCGGGUACGUGGUGUUCAUGGUGUCGCAGGGGCAAAUCUCGGGCCUGAGCGUCCACCAGGCGUCGUUUCUUCCCUUUGCGCUGGGAAUUGGCAAUAUCAUCGGCAGAGCAUUGCAACCACUCUUGCAGGUGAUUGGUGUUGUACCAUCCAUGACAUGCUGGGCGUUUUUCGGGUCGUCCCUCACAGGCGCAUCAAUGAUUGCAAACGUCUCCAUCAGCUCCUUCUUCGGACAGUUUGCCGUGACUGGACUCACUGGGAUAGGUAUCGGCGUACUGUAUCAGGCUAUUGACGUCUUGUUGCGGUUCCUGUCCACGGACGACCGAUUGGUUAAUCUCAUGGGCUGGCAAGGAGUGUUUGCUGGCCUAGCUGGGGCGCUUGGUGGACUGGUCUCAGGUUGGAUUUAUGAGUGGACGGGGAGUUUCAGCAUAUCCUUCUACGUAGUCCAGUACACUAACACACGCGCCAAAGUGGUGACACCAGAAGGAGAAAUGGAGGAAUUUGAGAUCGUGGCAGGAGUUCGGCAAGGUGACAAUCUUGCACCCUUCCUCGUCAUUAUUGUACUCGAUUACGCCCUGCGCCAAUCCACGAAUGGACUAGAGAAUGAACUUGGCUUCACAAUCGCAUCAAGGAAGUCAAGGCGAGUCCCGGCUGUGAACCUGACAGACCUGGACUUUGCAGAUGAUGUCUGCUGA
Molecule: messenger RNA, 1545 nt
Organism: Patiria miniata (bat star)
Lineage: Eukaryota; Metazoa; Echinodermata; Asteroidea; Valvatida; Asterinidae
Product: monocarboxylate transporter 13-like
Exons: 5
Coding region: 1-1545 (514 amino acids)
Biological process (GO): transmembrane transport
Molecular function (GO): monocarboxylic acid transmembrane transporter activity
Source: RefSeq, a predicted model, not a curated record